AUGGCCUACGCCCUGGUUUCCCCCAGUCUACAUCCUCCCUCUUCCAGGAUCUCAGAAAUACCCCCGAGCUUUGACCUACUGCUGCCUGAGCCCCGGAAGCUCAGGCUGCCAGCCUGCCAGUGGGGAAUCUUUGAGUAUGCAGAUGGGCCCAAUGCUCAGGUAAUGAAUGCAGAGGAGCAAGCCUUCCGAUUUUCUGCCAAUAUCAUCAACAGAAACAGGACUUUGCUACCCAAUACCACCUUGACCUAUGAUAUUCAGAGGAUACACUUCCACGACAGCUUUGAAGCCACUAAGAAAGCCUGUGACCAGCUGGCCCUGGGGGUUGUAGCCAUUUUUGGACCUUCCCAGGGCUCCUGCACCAAUGCAGUCCAGUCUAUCUGCAAUGCCCUGGAAGUGCCCCACAUCCAGCUACGUUGGAAACACCAUCCCUUGGAUAACAAAGACACCUUCUAUGUGAAUCUCUACCCUGACUAUGCAUCCCUCAGCCACGCCAUCCUUGACCUUGUCCAGUAUCUGAAAUGGCGGUCAGCGACUGUGGUGUAUGAUGACAGCACAGGCCUCAUCCGCCUGCAGGAACUUAUAAUGGCCCCAUCGCGCUAUAAUAUCCGCCUGAAGAUUCGCCAGCUCCCCAUCGACUCUGAUGACUCCCGGCCCCUGCUCAAGGAGAUGAAGAGAGGCAGAGAAUUCCGCAUCAUCUUUGACUGCAGUCACACCAUGGCUGCCCAGAUCCUCAAGCAGGCCAUGGCGAUGGGGAUGAUGACUGAGUACUACCACUUUAUCUUCACAACUCUGGACCUUUAUGCAUUAGACUUAGAACCCUACCGCUACUCUGGAGUGAAUCUAACAGGGUUCCGGAUCCUCAAUGUGGAGAACCCCCAUGUCUCAGCCAUUGUAGAGAAGUGGUCCAUGGAGAGGCUGCAGGCGGCACCCCGGGCUGAGUCUGGCCUGCUGGAUGGGGUGAUGAUGACAGACGCGGCCUUGCUCUAUGAUGCUGUCCAUAUUGUCUCUGUGUGCUACCAGCGGGCCCCGCAGAUGACUGUCAAUUCACUGCAGUGUCAUCGCCAUAAAGCCUGGCGCUUUGGAGGUCGCUUCAUGAAUUUCAUCAAAGAAGCUCAAUGGGAAGGAUUAACUGGACGGAUUGUUUUCAACAAAACCAGUGGCUUAAGGACUGAUUUUGACUUGGAUAUCAUCAGCCUGAAGGAAGAUGGCCUGGAGAAGGUGGGUGUGUGGUGUCCUGCUGAUGGCCUCAACAUCACAGAGAUUGCCAAGGGCCGGGGUCCUAACGUCACUGACUCCUUGACCAACAGAUCCCUCAUUGUCACCACUGUACUGGAGGAGCCUUUCGUCAUGUUCCGGAAGUCAGACAUGACCCUCUUUGGAAAUGACCGGUUUGAGGGCUACUGCAUUGACCUACUGAAGGAACUGGCCCACAUCCUGGGCUUCACCUAUGAGAUCCGGCUGGUGGAAGAUGGGAAGUAUGGGGCACAGGAUGAGAAGGGCCAGUGGAAUGGCAUGAUUAAGGAGCUCAUUGACCAUAAGGCAGACCUGGCUGUGGCCCCUCUGACCAUCACUCACAUCCGGGAAAAAGCCAUCGACUUCUCCAAGCCCUUCAUGACUCUCGGCGUCAGUAUCCUGUACCGCAAACCCAAUGGCACUAAUCCUGGCGUAUUCUCCUUCCUCAAUCCCUUGUCUCCUGACAUCUGGAUGUAUGUCCUUCUUGCCUAUCUGGGUGUCAGCUGUGUUCUCUUCGUCAUUGCCAGGUUCAGCCCCUAUGAAUGGUACGAUGCGCACCCCUGUAACCCUGGCUCAGACAUCGUGGAGAACAACUUCACUUUACUCAACAGCUUCUGGUUUGGGAUGGGCUCCCUGAUGCAGCAAGGCUCUGAAUUGAUGCCCAAAGCCCUGUCCACGAGGAUCAUUGGCGGCAUCUGGUGGUUCUUCACGCUGAUCAUCAUCUCUUCAUACACGGCCAACCUGGCGGCCUUCCUGACAGUGGAGCGGAUGGAAUCUCCCAUUGACUCAGCGGACGACCUGGCCAAGCAGACCAAGAUUGAGUAUGGGGCAGUCAAGGAUGGGGCCACCAUGACCUUCUUCAAGAAAUCCAAGAUUUCCACAUUUGAGAAGAUGUGGGCAUUCAUGAGCAGCAAACCCUCAGCCCUGGUGAAGAACAAUGAGGAGGGCAUCCAGAGAGCCCUCACAGCCGACUACGCUCUGCUCAUGGAAUCCACAGCCAUUGAGUACAUCACUCAGAGGAACUGCAACCUCACCCAAAUUGGGGGCCUCAUCGACUCCAAAGGCUAUGGGAUUGGCACACCAAUGGGCUCCCCCUAUAGGGACAAGAUCACCAUUGCCAUCCUCCAGCUCCAGGAAGAGGACAAGCUGCACAUCAUGAAGGAGAAGUGGUGGCGGGGGAACGGCUGCCCGGAGGAAGAGAACAAGGAGGCGAGUGCCCUGGGCAUCCAGAAGAUCGGGGGUAUCUUCAUUGUGCUUGCCGCGGGGCUGGUACUGUCCGUGCUGGUGGCUGUGGGCGAGUUCAUCUACAAACUCCGGAAAACAGCCGAGCGGGAACAGCGUUCAUUCUGCAGCACUGUGGCUGACGAAAUCCGAUUCUCCCUCACCUGCCAGCGACGGGUCAAACACAAGCCUCAGCCACCAGUCAUGGUCAAAGCCGACGCUGUCAUCAACAUGCACACAUUCAAUGACCGUAGACUCCCAGGCAAGGACAGUAUGACCUGCAAUACUGCACUGGCGCCCGUAUUCCCCUAGGGCUGGGGCAAGGGCCAGGGGCUGGCAAGAGGCAGCUCCUUUAGGGCAACGGAUGGGGACAGAAGGAAAGAUCCCCCUUCUAAGUCUGUGGGCACUGAAGGAAGCUGGGCCCACCCCCACUUGCCCACCUACAAUGAACCUACCAGACCCCAGCCUGUGGUUUAGGGGCUUGGGUGGGUAGUAGGUGGGGGCAUCUUGUUUGUCUCUCUCUAAAGCA
Molecule: messenger RNA, 2983 nt
Organism: Trichosurus vulpecula (common brushtail)
Lineage: Eukaryota; Metazoa; Chordata; Mammalia; Diprotodontia; Phalangeridae
Gene: GRIK3
Product: glutamate ionotropic receptor kainate type subunit 3
Exons: 16
Coding region: 1-2766 (921 amino acids)
Biological process (GO): synaptic transmission, glutamatergic; monoatomic ion transport; modulation of chemical synaptic transmission
Cellular component (GO): plasma membrane; kainate selective glutamate receptor complex; postsynaptic membrane
Molecular function (GO): kainate selective glutamate receptor activity; transmitter-gated monoatomic ion channel activity involved in regulation of postsynaptic membrane potential
Source: RefSeq, a predicted model, not a curated record